Molecule: messenger RNA, 623 nt
Organism: Bradysia coprophila
Lineage: Eukaryota; Metazoa; Arthropoda; Insecta; Diptera; Sciaridae
Gene: mRpL20
Product: mitochondrial ribosomal protein L20
Biological process (GO): translation
Cellular component (GO): ribosome
Molecular function (GO): structural constituent of ribosome; rRNA binding
Source: RefSeq, a predicted model, not a curated record
UUUGACAUUUAUGUAUGCGGUGUGAGGUUAAAAAACCUACCGUGCCUCAAUUUGGAGUAGUCACAGCACAAUUUCUUUUAUUGAUAUAAUCAAAGCAAAGACUCACCAUGGUCUUUACAACAUUAGCCACAUUUGUACGAUCUAGAGGACCUGACGAAUUCUGGAGAAAACGGAAGAUUUUCAAAAUAGCCGCCCAUUUCAUUGGUCGCCGGAGAAACUGUUAUUCCGUUGCAAUCAGAAACGUACACAGAGCCCUAGCUUAUGCCACUAAAGGACGGCAAUUGAAAAAAGACGACAUGCAGGAGCUUUGGGACACACGAAUAGAGGGUGCGUUAACCCAAUUUGGUAUUACACCUGAUACGUUACGGCAUAGCUUAAGUCGAAAUGACAUCAUGCUAAAUCGCAAAGCACUGGCCGAUUUGGCAAUCUGGGAACCGAAAACAUUUGAAGCAAUUGUCAACACCUGUCGACAGCGUGCGGUUAAUGAUGGAAUCGAGGGAAUUAACGAGAGACAAACUGAUAACAAACUCGUGGCAGGAGUCGCGGAAAGAUUAUAGUCAAGCGUGUUGUAGUGAUGAUCAAUUAGUGAAUACAAUGAGUUUUCUCGCUGUUAUGUAUAGUGC